Molecule: messenger RNA, 4590 nt
Organism: Acanthopagrus latus (yellowfin seabream)
Lineage: Eukaryota; Metazoa; Chordata; Actinopteri; Spariformes; Sparidae
Product: kelch-like protein 9
Exons: 11
Coding region: 229-2301 (690 amino acids)
Biological process (GO): protein ubiquitination; regulation of cytokinesis
Cellular component (GO): Cul3-RING ubiquitin ligase complex
Molecular function (GO): ubiquitin-protein transferase activity; cullin family protein binding
Source: RefSeq, a predicted model, not a curated record
AGGUCUCGGUUAAGGCAAAGAAACGGUAGUGCUCACCCAGAUGCUUCAACUCUCCAACCAGACAGCGCAGUGCAGCAGACAUUUUCUGCUCAGAGGAUCCAACCGGUUCUGGUUGGUUAGACGAACAGGCUGGAGGGAAGCCUCGGGUCCAGUCUGCUGAGGAGGAUUUCUUCCAGGAGGUCUCAUCAGCGUAACAGAAGUCCACAACCCCAACAAGAGGCCAAUGAAAUGGGGGGAAGUGGAGAUGACAGCGGGCCGGGGAGGCUGAGCCGCAGACUGUCUCGCCUGAGCGGCAGGCAUCAGAACAGAGAUCCUCCGAGACCUCCAGCCCAGCCAGAAAGACCCCCUGCUCCUCCACCUGACAGGCCUGUUCAGCAAGAUGACAGACCUCCACAAGCUCCCUCUCCGGCCUUGGCUCCUGCUCCAGCUCCUCUCCCCAUGGAAAUGCCACCUAAGCGUCCAGAUAAGUCCACAAAGCCCAAACUCCCCCCUCGGCCGCUGUCUAAGGUGUUCUGUAGCGGUGAACAUGGAGCAGCUGUGUUGCAGGGCUUUGAUUCAUUCCGGGCAGAUGCGACUCUCUGCGAUGUCAUCUUGGUUCCUGGGGACAGCAAGGAAACUUUCCCAGUCCACAGAGUCAUCAUGGCGUCAUCCAGCGACUAUUUCAAGGCGAUGUUUACUGGAGGCAUGAGGGAGCAGGAGAUGAGAGAGAUCAAGCUGCAUGGGGUCACUAAGUUGGGUUUAAAGAACAUCAUAGACUUCAUUUACACAUCCAAAGUCAGCCUGGACAUGGGUAAUCUCCAGGAUACACUGGAGGCCGCCAACUUCUUGCAGGUCAUGCCUGUCCUGAGGUUCUGUAACCAGCUCCUGAGCAGUGAGAUCACAAUUGAUAACUGUGUGGAGGUGGAGCGAAUCGCCAUAGACUUGCUUCUGGAGGACGUGCAGCAAAAUAUAGGUGAGUUUGUGAGCCAGAACCUCUCAGUGCUGGUGGAGUGCGACCGCUACCUCCAGCUCUCUGAGACCACCAUGGCCAACGCUCUCUCCAGCAACUCCCUGGAGGGUUUCUCUGAGAUGGAGCUCUACCACAUCGCGCGAGGGUGGCUGGACCAUGACCAACCCAAUCGCCGCUCCUCUGUCUACAACUUGAUGCGUCACAUUCGCUUCCCACUCAUGAACCCUGGCGAGCUCAUUCAGAUCUCCCAGGAUGACGAGGAGGAGGGAGACUCCAUGAUGCGCUCUGAAACGGCCUGCGUGAACCUCCUGCUGGAGGCCAGCAACUACCAGAUGAUGCCCUACAUGCAGCCAGCUCUGCAAACUGAGAGAACACAAAUACGCUCAGACGCCACCCACAUUCUGGCGCUGGGCGGUGUGAUGCGACAGCAGCUGGUGGUGAGCCGUGAGCUGAGGCUGUAUGAUGAAAAGAGCGGCCACUGGAGGGCCCUGAAGCCCAUGGAGGUGCCGCGUUACCAGCAUGGUGUGGCUCUUCUGGGUGGCUUCCUCUUCAUUGUUGGAGGCCAAAGUACAUAUGACACCAAGGGUAAGACGGCCAUAGACAGUGCCUACCGCUAUGACCCACGAUUCGACAAGUGGCUUCAGAUUGCUUCACUCAAUGAGAAGAGGACUUUCUUCCACCUGAGCGCUCUGAAGGGGAAACUGUUUGCAGUCGGAGGAAGGAAUGCCUCGGGAGAGAUCGACACGGUGGAAUGCUACAACCUGAAGAAAAAUGAAUGGACGCUUGUGGCCAACAUGGUGGAGCCUCACUAUGGACAUGCUGGAACUGUUCACGGGGACCUCAUGUACAUUUCAGGAGGCAUCACCCGUGACACCUUCCAGAAGGAGCUUUGGUGUUACGAUCCCGUCGCUGACACGUGGAGUCGACGGGCCGACAUGAUGGAGCUCCGCGGCCUGCACUGCAUGUGCACCGUGGGAGACAAACUCUACGUCAUGGGCGGGAAUCAUUUCCGAGGCAGCAGCGACUACGACGACGUCCUGGGCUGUGAAUACUACAGCCCAGAGACAGACCAGUGGACAAUGGUGGCGGCGAUGCCCCGGGGCCAGAGCGAUGUUGGUGUGACGGUGUUUAACGGGCAGAUCUACGUGGUGGGAGGGUACUCCUGGAACAGCAGGUGCAUGGUUGACAUUGUGCAGCGGUAUGAUCCAGAGCGGGACGUGUGGGACAGGGUGUUCAACGUGCUGGAGCCUCUGGGUGGGAUCCGUGCCUGUACUAUGACAGUUCAUCUGCCGGAGGGAUCAGUGGAUGAGGCGCAGAUUCAGGAUUGUCCGCUGCCCACGGCGAAGAACUGAUCGAGCACCUUCAAACAGGGGGGUUUCCAGCCUCUGCCUCUGUCAGACCAGAAUCGGCAAGAAGAAAUACGCUGAAGGCGGAAAAACAGGAAGCAGUGUGGGUGGCAAACACAAGCUGCUGGUGCAAGCAUGGCUAGCUAGUUAACAAUGGCAUUCAACAAUUUCAAAAUUCUGCACCUUUCUGUCAAACACUUUAUGUCAUUUCCUGUCCUUUCAUUUCUGGUUGGCCAUGCAACAUGGCUCCUGCUCCGCUUCUCGUUUUGUCGCAGACUGCAGUUUCACUCAAUAUGUCACUAAUUAAAGGUCAAACCCACCCUCCCUCUUAGCAGCGCUGGAAAUCUAUUCAGUGGACAUUGGGUUUUGCUGUUUCACAGAUCAUAGUUCAAUCAGAUUGAUUUCUGAGGCAAAUAGAUUUCAGGCUGUAGCCUGGAGUGUUAUCCAUAGGCCAAAAGACCACUAUACGAAGUUCCAAGCGAGUUAAAGUGGCAGCAGAUGUGCACAGCUGUAAUGUGAGUUUAUUGGCUCCCACUGAACUGUAGUUUCGGGAACCUAGCUAGCUUCUAUUAAUGUCCAUACAAAGAGCCAUAUGAAUUGUGGCCUGCUGCUUUAUAGCCAUGUAGCAAGAUCCAGCCAGUCAUCUGAGUAAAUAUCCCAAGUUUGUGGAAAAUCCUAUGAGCCACUGUGGUUGAUUUAGUAACUCAUGAGUGACCCUGACAUCACCUCCACCGCUGAAACCUCUGGAGAAACUGCAGAGGGUGAGGCUAACACGCCUAACAAUGGUCGACAUAUAUGCAACAGCUACCGACGUGUUUAUUCAUGGGACCAGAGGCCUCCAGUACUGAUAGUUACUGUCGGCCAAGUUAAUUAUGCAACAGAAUUCUAUACAAAAGGUUUGCUCUGUCUCUCAAUCACCUGAGGGGUUCUUGGCCUUAAAAAACGUUCAGUUAAGCUGUGUGAACCGAUCCAGUCAUUUCUCACUAUGGAUCUCAUGAAUAGGUCAAAAACAUGUCAAAACGAUGACGCACAAGCUGAAAGGAACAAACUGAACUCUCUCAAAAUCUAGUUAGUUAUGUGUUUUUAAUGUUUCUUUUUUUUAAUUAUGAGGAAUUUCUAUGGAUAGUAAUUCAUAAGAUGAGAGUUGCACUGUGGCUGUAUGGAAUUCAGUACACAUAUGUAUCACAUGAGCUAAACCGAACUGGAAAUUGCCCAUUUCGAAUGUAGUGCUCCUUUUUUUUUUCAAUUUACUGGUAUUGUACUUUACUACACCUUUAACCUGAUCUUAAAUGUUCUCAGGGUAAUCUUAACAACUUUGUGAUGAAGAUUCUAAUGAGCCGCCCUGAAACAGGAAGUUCAUUCAACUCUGCAUGGUCCAAUUUACUCCAAAAUUGAGGUUUAUGAUGAGAGACUCAUCCUGAAUACAUUUACAUAACAAAAAUCAUGUAAAGUCAUAGGACAACCUAGUGGCAAAUAGGAAAUUGUGUUGUUUUUUUUUAUUAUUUUGAUAUAAUCCUCGUAGCCUCUUGAAGAGGUCCACUUCAAAUUAAAAUAGAAAAUGGUACAUGGUGAAUAUUGUGAGUUUUCAGUUGUACAUGGUUUAAUCUUCCCCAAACUUCACUCAUUUCAUAAAGGACCAGUCUGAGGACUACUACGUCAUAAUUAUUUGGAGUUAUCCACAUUGCGCCGCCUACUGGCAACAGGAAGUAAACCUCUCCUGACAAUCAUCAUAAUUUAUUAUGAUAUUUUCACGGUGCAGUCGUCCCUUAAUAGACUUGAGUCUAAAGAGUUAUUUGUGUCGACUGUUUGCCUCUGGCCAUGGUAAGGGCCCAUUCCACACUGCAACUUUUUAUUUAAUCAUCAUUCAGAACUUUAAAAUGAUUCUCCAUUUGUAAUCAACACAAACAGUCACAUUUUCCAAAUAAAACUGAGUGAAAAAGCCAAUUAUACGACAGAAAUGAUGCACCAACAGACGUGCGCAAAUGGAAUUCCUUUCAAAAAAGUUCGUCAAAGCAGAUUACUUCUGAGAAGGCCCUUGCGAUGUAGUUAAAUGUACUAUUGAAUUAUCUAUACUGAUUGCAUAACCUGUGACUAUGAAGCAAAACAUUCUGUGCUUUUCCACUAUCAGCUCCACUAUCAGCCUCUUUCGUGCCCCCCACAAAGGAUUUCAUUUCUGUACCUCGUUUCCAUAACACAAGCUCAGUCAGUUACUGUCACAGGAAAAAUAAAUGUUGGAUUUUGUAUAUUUAUAUCGAUAUUCAGUGUUCUGAGUUGAAAAUAAAAUGCUUAUUAUGA